Lindgomyces ingoldianus is the source of this 1263-nucleotide messenger RNA. RefSeq lists its product as uncharacterized. Bases 297 to 1076 code for a protein of 259 amino acids. The record is from RefSeq and is a predicted model, not a curated record. Lineage: Eukaryota; Fungi; Ascomycota; Dothideomycetes; Pleosporales; Lindgomycetaceae. The transcript has 2 exons.
CGCAACUUAGUACUCGACCGACAGCCUUCGAGGGCAACAGCAACCAGCUUCCUACGCCCCCACUCAGUGGACAUCCAAGUGUAAAACGCAUCAGCUUCUUCAGCGAGCAGGGCGAAUUCGUUCACGUCUGUAUCAGCUACAAGGAACUGAAUGCUAGUCCGAAUGACACAGAUUCUGAUGCGGAGACCGACAUUCUCAUCCCCACCGUCAACGAUACGACCAGAGGUUCUAGGAGACUCACUCCACCUCACUUCACCGAUCAGGAGCAUGAUGGAACCCCCAAUGGCUUUCGCUUCAUGGACCUCCCACUGCAUAUCAAGAAGCAAAUCUAUUCGCACCUUCUCUUGGUCCCAGGCCUCGUGUUCAUGCGCCAGUACUCAACUCCCAUUUUACACCACCCGACACCGUUCUGCAACAUCAACGAGCGUAGGCUUGAACCUGGCGUCGCCUACACUCUCACACGAGUCACUGCAGGUGGAACCACCUCUCGCUUCUGGCGCCAUUACCUCACCAAUGUUGCUAUCGUCCGCACCAAUCGCCAGGUCUAUGAGGAAGCCAGGCCGAUCCUUUACGGUGAGAAUAUGUUCGAGAUGACCAACCUCACCAACGAGACAUCCCCGCCAGCGCAGUUCGGCAUGCAUCUCUUUCCAUGGGGCUGCAACGUCCUGAUCCGCAAGCUGUGCUUCCGCGCUCACGCCAUCUAUCCCUUCGCCUGGCUGCUCAACUCCGGUCAUAUCGGCAUCCUACCCAUAUAUCGUGAACUCGAGUCUGUCACCCUCAUUGUGGAGCUCGAAGCUGUCACUAGGGGCCUUGGCAAGGCUUUGGUGCGCAUGGAUCGUGAGAAGUGGGUCCCUUACGUCCAGCGAAUCUACAAGGUCCUCGCUAUGGAUAUCUUCGGUUGCACUAGUGUUAUCAAAUCAAUCCCAAUCUGGAUCGAUCUUAGGGUAAUUUUUGACGGAGAGCCGUUCAUCGAGGGCCUGACAAUGGAGAAUGAGAGGGGGCUAGGCAUUCGGAAGAUAGAGAUUAAGCGUGCUGUUUCCGAGGCCUUCGAGUUGUUCAAGCGAGGUGGAUUCUGAACUCUGCCAAGCUUUCCUACUUUCCACUAUUUUCCCCUACUAGUGGCAUCUACUGGAUGAAUACUUCCUGUGCUUCUUUGCGCUUCUUGUGCAUGAUAGGGAUCGCUUUGGGUUUAUAGUUCGAGCUUACUUCUAUGAAAACUUGCUCCUCACUUCAGGUAGCUCUUCAACAUGUAAUGAUUUUCCC